Messenger RNA from Sorex araneus (European shrew), 1286 nucleotides. It is a transcript of the gene MRPL22, whose product is annotated as mitochondrial ribosomal protein L22. NCBI's taxonomy places the organism in Eukaryota, Metazoa, Chordata, Mammalia, Eulipotyphla, Soricidae. The coding region runs from base 140 to 772 and encodes 210 amino acids. Gene Ontology annotation, biological process: translation; ribosome assembly. The transcript has 7 exons. Gene Ontology annotation, molecular function: structural constituent of ribosome. Gene Ontology annotation, cellular component: mitochondrial large ribosomal subunit; ribosome. The record is from RefSeq and is a predicted model, not a curated record.
GCUGUGACGUGAGCCUCAGGCCGCCUGCGCGUCGCGCGCGUCUCCAGGCGCCGGCAGGGGUCUCGCGAGACGCGGCGGGAUCUCGCGAGACGCGCGGCGGGGCGCGCAUGCGCCGCGGCCCGGCUCCCCUGCGGCCACCAUGGCGGCGGCCGCCCUUUGCCGCUGCGGUGCGGCGUGGGUGCGGAGCCUGGCGGAGAAGCUGGCCAAGGGGCUCCUCCCGCCGCGCGGCGCCGCAGUCCCCGCACCCUUGCACGCGAGCGCGGCCCUGGCCGUGUCCAGGCGCUGGGAGAAGAAGAACCGCGUCGUGUACCCGCCGCAGCUGCCCGGGGAGCCCCGGAGGCCGGCGGAAGUCUACCACUGUCGAAGGCAGAUAAAGUACAGCAGAGACAAGAUGUGGUACCUGGCAAAGUUGAUUCGAGGAAUGUCUAUUGACCAGGCAUUGGCCCAGCUGGAAUUCAGUGACAAGAAAGGGGCUCAAAUCAUUAAGGAGAUCCUCUUGGAGGCCCAGGAGAUGGCGGUGAGGGACCACAACGUGGAAUUCAGAUCCAACCUGUACAUAGCCGAGUCCACCUCGGGGCGCGGCCAGUACCUGAAGCGCAUCCGGUACCAUGGGCGUGGCCGCUUCGGGAUCAUGGAGAAGGUUUAUUGCCAUUAUUUUGUGAAGUUGGUGGAGGGUCCCCCGCCCCCUCCAGAGGCGCCAAAGACAGCCGUUGACCACGCCAGGGAGUAUGUCCAGGAGCUGCGGAAUCGGACCAUCAUCCACACCCUGUGACGGACAGACAAAGCCAGGCUCCCCCCACACCCCUGCCUGCAGUGGGCUGCUUGGGCCGGGCGCACGCUUUGCCGUCUCUCCUGAACCCGGCGCUGCCUUGUGGCCCCUGUUGGCGGGAGUCAGCCUUGGUCCCGCCGCACACCCGAGGCUUGUUUCCAGGGUGUGGCCCAGUCUCAUUUCCCCCGGUUCUGCUUCCGGGGCACGGAGGUGUGCGGGGUGUGUCUGGUGCAGGUGGCGUGGGCCCCCUCUGGCCACCUCCCUGCCGAAAGGGCCAGUGGGAGCCUCGGAGAUAAGCCCGCAACUCUCAAAGGGCUUUUCCCACUUCCUGUUUGUUUUCUGGCCCUACCAACGGUGCUGGGGCCUGGCUCUGCUCAGAGAUCACUCCUGGGAGGCUGCGAGGGGCUGUGCGUUGCCGGGAAUCAAACCGACCCACUGCAAGGCGAGCACCGUCCCUGUGUUCUCUCUCCAGGAGACCCCGGAAGUCUUGCCGUUCAAUAAACACGGUUCCUGUCUC